ACUAACGUCUGAAUAGCUUAUGUGUCCUAUCCUUCUAUUUAAUAAGCACAAUCAGUUAAUAAAAUUGAUAAACAUAUGUUGUUACAGAAUUUUAAGGUUGUAAAAAAUAAAUUUUUUUGUUCACUUUAAUUCCGUAAAUUGUUGACAGCUGUGAAUAGGUAGAAAGUAAGUAGCUAUUUUUUACGGCAUGAUUCAGUAUGGGAAGGGGAUACUCCCCCUAAUUUUAGAAUAACGAUCAAAGUUCUCAAUAAGUUUUGUCACAGAGCCGUAACAGUUGUUGCAUAAGCGCAAAGUACUGACAUCCAACAGCUCAUCUCAUGGCAAGAAAAAGGGUAUCUAAAAUAAAAAACUUAGUUGUGAAAGACUCCAAAAAGGAGUAAUAUAAGGAGAUGGCCUCUUAUGAAAGAUUUGAUGACAAGGACACUGCUGGAGAUAAUAGUGCUGUAGGCCAAACAAAUAUGGGGCCAUCAGAAGUAGCAAAGCCCUCUGAUGUAAAAGUAGUGAUCGCCAAGCCAGCAAAUAUAAUUGAAGGAAGAGUAAAUACUCCAGAUCAGAAGCAGCAGCAGCAUCAAUCACUUUUUUAUCUUGCUCCAGAAGGGGCUGGUGAUAGUAGUCAGUACAUCACUGAUCCAGCUGGUGACCCUUUAGAACCCAAGACAGUUUUGCAAUCAUUGCAGGUUCACAUCCGAAGAGUUGUAGAGCACAUUGCAUUCCGACUGGUCACUGUGAUUCUGAUUAUUGUUGACUUCAUCUUUGUAGUUGUGGACCUGGCAUCAUGUGUGGAUGUACUUGAAAAAAUCUCACACGUCAUCAUAAGUUAUUUCCUUUUAGAAGUUGCAUUGAGAAUCUUCUGCCUUGGCCGUACAUUCUUUUACAACUGGCUGGAUGUGGUAGACAUGCUGAUUGUUCUGGUGUCCUUUGUGCUGGACAUGGUCUUUGCUGGCAUUUCAACCCCAUGUGAAGAUGAGGAGAAAAAUAAUAAUGCAGGUUACAUCAGAAAUCACCAUCGGCUUGUUGUCAUUGGUCGAGUUGUGCGAAUUGUUCGACUGCUUCGAUUAAUUUACCUGAUGAUAAACCAGCGAAGACAUGUACAGACAGCAACAAGAAGAAUAGUGUCACAAAACAAACGACGCUUUCAGAGGGAUGGUUUUGACCUUGAUCUCUGUUAUAUAACAGAAAGAAUAAUUGCUAUGUCCUUUCCAUCAACUGGCUUGAUGGCUUUUUACAGAAACCCUAUUGAGGAGGUAGCAAGAUUCUUUAACACCAAGCACAGAGGACAUUACAGAAUAUACAAUUUAUGCAGUGAAAGAGACUAUGAUGAAACUCUUUUUUUCAACAAUGUUGAAAGAGUGUACAUUGAUGAUCAUAAUGUACCAAAACUCAAAGAUAUGCUGGAUUUCACAGAAAAUGUGCGUGAUUGGAUGGCUGCAGAUCCCAAAAAUGUUAUUGCAAUCCACUGCAAAGGUGGGAAAGGUCGCACAGGAACUAUGAUCUGCGUGUGGCUCAUUGACUCUGGGAUUUUUGAGGAGGCACAAGAAAGUUUACAGUACUUUGGUGACAGAAGAACAGACCUUACCAAAGGUAAAACAUUUCAAGGUGUGGAAACUCCAAGUCAGAGCCGUUAUGUGGGUUACUAUGAGAAGUUGAAGAAUGAGUAUAACCGGCAGCUUCCUCCAAGAAAAGUUCUAAAAAUCCAGUCUCUUAGGAUUGAAAGCAUUGGGAAUGUUGGGCAUGGUGAUGGCUCAGAUUUCAGGAUGGAACUCAGACAAGAUGGGCUUCUCAUUUAUGAAUGUAAUCUUGGCACACAGGUUAACUGCAAGGUGAUCAAGUAUACUGACACUGACAGCAUUGCCAUGGAACUGGAGAACUGCCCCAACAUAGAGGGAGAUAUCAAGAUCAUGUUCCACACUACUAAUAAACGAAUCCCAAAGGAUUAUGACAACUGUCCUUUCUACUUUUGGUUUCACACGUCAUUCAUUAAUGACAAUAGGUUGUAUCUUUCUCGAGAUGAGCUUGACAACCCUCACAAGAAGAAGCGGCAUCAUCUAUACAAAGACAACUUUGCUGUUGAACUCAAGUUUGAAGAAGUCAAGGAUGACCUGUGAUCCCAAAACUGAUACUACUACUUAUUUAAAUCUGAUUUGUUUAAAAAAAAAAAAAAUAGAAAGAAAAAGAAAAAUUGUUUCUUGAACUGGGAAGAAAAGUAUAUUUUUACAGAUCAGUAUGAUUAGUAGAGAUCUUAUAUGUCAUUGCGAGAAGAGAGCACAUUUGUUUUACCAACAUUCCUUACUACACCAAGAUGAUAUACUGAUGGGAUUUAUAGCUUUUUCGGCUAUUAAUAUACUCAGAGUUGAAGUAUUUUAUGCUUUUUGAAUUUUUGUAAGUUAAUAUUAAGUUAAAAUGAACUGCAACAUUUUAUACUUGGUUUGCAUCAUGAUUUUCUUUUUAAUUAAUGCAUGAGAAGGUCAUGCAGUUGUUGCUAAAACACUUUAUAUCUGCACAUUCUGCUUCUCUUCUAUUACCUUACAACAAUGGCUAAACUGUUUUUAUUUACACAUUCUGUUUCCUUUGCCUGAACUUUAAAUAUUUGCUAAAACUCUUUUUUUAUCUGCACACAGCCUUAGAACUUUUUUAUCUACUCACGCUGUUUCCGUUGCCUUUGCCAUAAAACGCAAAAAAAACAACAAAAAAAAAACAAAAAAAACAAACGAAAGAGUAUAAUGACCAUCAGCAAAGUAGGUGGGUCUUUUGGUGUUGAUUAUUUGUAUAGAAAAAAGUCGAAAUCUGAAACAAAUAUUUUAACUGUGCAAUAUUUGACCUUUUUUUUUUUUCUUUUUUUUUUUUUUUAACAAUUGUGACAUUUAAAUAGUGAUAUUAUUUUGUCAUCUUUAUGCUGACAACGAAAGCACCAAUAUUACCUAUAAUAUCAAGGAGAACCCUAAAUUCACUCUUAUUAAUGAUGUGUUGUGAAUAUAACAUUUAGAUAUUCAUGUGCAGUAGUUACUUUAAUCCAAGAAAUAUUGAAAAUGGUGUUUUGACAGAGGCUUGUGUUUUCUUGAAAAUAAGCAAAUUAUUUAUCUUAGGAUUCUUGAUACCAAGGGGAAGUACUCUUUUGCUCCCUGUGGUAUGACAUCACAUUCCCUUCCCCAACUCAACUCUCCAACAAGUCUCAUGACUAUUUUAUGAAGAUGAUAGAAUUUGGCACUGUUCCUUUCAUUUUACUGCCCAUUUGGCUAUAUUUGUAAUACUCAAGCUGCUAAUGUACUAAUAUUUCAUAUUUAAAUAUAUUUUUGUAUGUGUAUGUUCAUUUCUUUCACUUCACCAAGUAAUAUGUUUAUUCAUAUUGCUUUAUUCGUGCACUUUGUUUUAUCUUUUUUUCCAAAAGAGUAUCAUGUGUUUACCUACAAUAAGUGGAAUAGAGCAGUUAUGAAAAUGUAUUUAAAUAAUCAACAGUCAUUCCAUGUUUCUGUUUAGUUUAUGGUUUAUGGUCAAGAAAAAAGAUUUCAUUGUCCUUUUUUUUCGUUGCUCUUUUUUUUUUUAACAGUAAAGUACUAACUUGCCUGCUUCUACAUCUCCCUAAAUGCUCCAAACUGAGUACUUUGGCUAAACUUUAAUUUUUUAUCUGUUCCCAAGGCUUAAACUCAUAAGUGCCUUGCGCUACUCGUAUUACAAAAUGUGUUUUUGCUGAUAUGCGGUUGGUGAGAAAGCCAUAAAGUCACAGUCCUAGGUUUCUGAAUUCGCUAUCUGUUCAGUGCUUUUGUUACAGAUAUACAGCAGUAUUGUGCUUACUAAAUAAUUUGUGUCUUUUUAUUCAUUUUUAAAAUGGGAAGGCCAUGUGAGGGAUAUAUGCAAUUGCUUAAGAAACUAGUGAGUCACCAUUGUGCGUAUUAGAACUGUUAUUUUAAACAGUAUAUACACCUGUAUUACAGUUUGCAAACUCUAGUCCUAUGAAGCCAAAAAAGCUUUGUUUGGCGCCAUAUGUAAUUUUGUAAUAUAUCACUUAAGUUUGAAAUAGGGUUUUUAUUUUCUGGAUGUGUAAAAUGCUUUCUUGCAGCCUAAGUGUGAUGAGCAUCCACAUCGGGUGAUUUGUAAGUCAAAGAACAGUAUUGUCUUGAUUUGGUGCCAGUAUCUUUGUAUUGUAAUAAUUGAAGUCUUGUCAGUGAAAUUAUCAAAUUAGUAAAAAUGGCAUUCACAGCUAGAAAUGGCAUGGCGUCAGUACUGAGGAGUUUGCUGUUUUACGUCUUGAACACCAAGUAUGGAAAUAAUUUAAAAUGCUUAAUACAUUAAAUGUACAUUGUUAAUAAUGGCCAAAGAUUCUUUCCCAGUUGUUUUUGUCAUUAAAACUUAUUACAGCUUUUUAUGAAAAACACAAA
Pomacea canaliculata is the source of this 4373-nucleotide messenger RNA. RefSeq names its product phosphatidylinositol 3,4,5-trisphosphate 3-phosphatase TPTE2-like. The coding region runs from base 390 to 2105 and encodes 571 amino acids. The record is from RefSeq and is a predicted model, not a curated record. Gene Ontology annotation, cellular component: cytosol; membrane. The transcript has 16 exons. Lineage: Eukaryota; Metazoa; Mollusca; Gastropoda; Architaenioglossa; Ampullariidae. Gene Ontology annotation, molecular function: monoatomic ion channel activity; phosphatidylinositol-3,4,5-trisphosphate 3-phosphatase activity; protein tyrosine phosphatase activity. Gene Ontology annotation, biological process: protein dephosphorylation; transmembrane transport; monoatomic ion transport.